Molecule: messenger RNA, 4047 nt
Organism: Gekko japonicus
Lineage: Eukaryota; Metazoa; Chordata; Lepidosauria; Squamata; Gekkonidae
Product: multidrug resistance protein 1-like
Exons: 27
Coding region: 14-3820 (1268 amino acids)
Biological process (GO): transmembrane transport
Cellular component (GO): membrane
Molecular function (GO): ATP binding; ATP hydrolysis activity; ABC-type transporter activity
Source: RefSeq, a predicted model, not a curated record
CAAGAUCAGUGAGAUGGCCGUAAUGGAUAAUGUUUCUGAGUCUGAAAGCAAAAGCAGUAAAAAAAAGAAAAACAAGGAAAAGCCCAAUAUGAUCAGCCCACUAACAAUGUUUCGUUACUCAGACUGGCUGGAUAAAUUAUUGAUGGUACUGGGCACUUGCUUUGCGGCCAUUCACGGAGCUGCCCUUCCAGUCAUGAUGAUUAUUUUCGGAGAUAUGACAGAUAGUUUUGUUGCUUCAGGAAUUCCUAAAGGAAACAAUUCAGAAAAUAUUACCGUGGACCCACCUGAGACACUACAAGAACAAAUGACCAGAUAUGCGUACUACUAUUCAGGAAUAGGGGCUGGGGUCCUUGCUGUUGCCUAUGCGCAUAUUGCAUUUUGGACACUGGCAGCAGGCCGUCAGAUCAAGAAAAUUAGGCAACAUUUUUUCCACUCCAUUAUGCGUCAGGAAAUUGGAUGGUUCGAUGUAAAUGAUGUUGGGGAACUAAAUACUCGACUUAUAGAUGAUGUCUCCAAAAUCAAUGAAGGAAUUGGAGACAAAAUUUCAAUCCUAAUCCAGGGAAUUUCUACAUUUCUGGCAGGAAUUAUAAUUGGAUUCAUUGAAGGAUGGAAACUAACUCUUGUAAUACUGGCAGUCAGUCCUGUUCUGGGCCUCUCUGCUGCGAUAUGGGCAAAGGUCCUUUCUUCAUUCACCAGCAAGGAACUUGCUGCCUAUGCAAAAGCUGGAUCAGUAGCAGACGAGGUUCUGGCAGCAAUUAGGACAGUAGUAGCUUUUGGAGGACAGAAGAAAGAAAUCCAGAGGUAUCAUAAAAAUUUAGAAGAUGCUAAAAAUUUGGGAAUCAAGAAGGCUAUUACAGCCAACAUUUCCAUGGGAUUUGCUUUCUUUUUAAUAUAUGCAUCUUAUGCCCUGGCUUUCUGGUAUGGAACAUCCUUGGUAUUAUAUGAAGGAUACAGUAUUGGGAAAGUCCUUACAGUCUUUUUUGCUGUGCUAAUUGGAGCAUUUAGUAUUGGCCAGGCUACCCCAAACAUAGAAGCAUUUGCUAUUGCAAGAGGAGCCGCUUAUGCAGUUUUUAACAUUAUAGAUAAUGAACCUCAAAUUGAUAGUUUUUCAGAAACUGGCUACAAACCAGACAAGAUUAAAGGGAACCUGAGUUUCCAGAAUGUUUGUUUCAAUUAUCCAUCAAGGCCAGAUGUCCAGGUAUUAAAAUACUUGAAUCUGAACGUUAAUAGUGGCCAGACAGUAGCUCUGGUAGGCAGCAGUGGUUGUGGAAAAAGUACAACCGUCCAGCUGAUACAGAGAUUUUAUGAUCCUCUAGAAGGCAUGGUUACUAUUGAUGGACAGGAUAUUAAGACUCUGAAUUUAAGGUAUCUCAGGGAGAUUAUAGGUGUAGUGAAUCAGGAGCCUGUUUUGUUUGCUACCACAAUUGCAGAAAACAUACGAUAUGGACGGGAAAAUGUCACUAUGGAAGAGAUCGAAAAAGCUGUCAAAGAAGCCAAUGCCUAUGACUUCAUCAUGAAAUUGCCUGAUAAAUAUGAAACUGUGGUUGGAGAAAGAGGGGCCCAGCUAAGCGGAGGUCAAAAGCAGAGGAUCGCAAUUGCCCGAGCCCUUGUCCGUAAUCCGAAGAUCCUGUUACUGGAUGAAGCAACAUCCGCUUUAGAUACUGAAAGCGAAGCAGUGGUUCAGUCAGCCCUGGACAAGGCUAGGGAAGGUCGCACAACUAUCGUCAUUGCCCACCGGUUGUCUACAGUUCGCAAUGCAGAUCUCAUUGCUGCUUUUGAAGAUGGCAUUAUCACAGAACAAGGGACCCAUAAUGAACUAAUGAAGAAGAAAGGAGUUUAUUUCAAACUUGUUAACAUGCAGUCAAUUGAAACCGAAGUUCAAUCAGAAGAGGUGGAUGAAAGCGAGCUCAGUGGGAUGAAGAGCACAUUGGGAGAAGCAUCAAAAGCUGCUCUACUGAAUGGCUUGAGAAGACGUUCGACUCGCAGAAGCACCAAAAAGUCAAAAGCAGAGGAUGAAGACCUUGAGGUGCAAACUGUUCAGCCUGAAGAAAACUUGCCCUCAGUUUCAUUUUUGAAGAUUAUGAACCUGAAUAAAUCUGAAUGGCCUUACUUUUUGGUGGGAACAUUGUCUGCAAUCAUUAAUGGAGCUUUGCAGCCUGCAUUUUCCGUAAUAUUCUCUGAAAUCAUAGGGGUUUUUGCAAAUACAGAUAAAACGGUUGUCCGAGAACAGACCAAUCUAUACUCAUUGCUGUUCUUAGCACUUGGGAUCAUUUCCUUUAUCACCUUUUUUCUUCAGGGUUUUACAUUUGGCAGAGCUGGAGAGAUCCUUACAAUGAAGAUUCGCUACAUGGGAUUCAAAGCAAUGCUCAGACAGGACAUCAGUUGGUUUGAUGACCCUAAAAACAGCACGGGGGCAUUGACAACAAGACUUGCUAAUGAUGCUUCCCAAGUAAAAGAUGCUACAGGGGCCAGGCUGGGUUUGAUUGCCCAAAACAUUGCCAAUCUUGGAACAGGGAUCAUUAUCUCACUGGUAAAUGGCUGGCAGCUGACACUUCUGAUCUUGGCUAUUGUGCCAAUCAUUGCUAUAUCAGGGCUUAUUGAAAUGAGAACGUUGUCUGGUCAUGCCAAGAAAGAUAAGAAGGAACUUGAAGGUGCAGGAAAGAUUGCAACAGAAGCAAUAGCGAAUAUCCGAACAGUUGUUUCCCUCACUCAAGAGAGAAAAUUUGAACAAAUGUAUAGAGAGAAUUUGCUUGGGCCCUACAGAAAUUCUCUGAAAAAAGCACAUAUUCAUGGGCUGACAUUUGCUCUUGCCCAAGCAAUGAUGUACUUUACCUAUGCGGGGUGUUUUCGAUUUGGUGCCUUCCUUGUGGGAAAUAACGACAUGGAUUUUAAAUCUGUUUUCUUGGUAUUCUCCUGCAUUGUCUUUGGUGCCAUGGCAAUGGGACAGACUGCUUCAUUUACACCAGAUUAUGCCAAAGCCAAAGUGUCAGCAGCUCACAUGUUCAUGUUGUUUGAAACAGUCCCUGCAAUAGACAAUUACAGUGAGGAAGGACUGAAGCCUGAAAGAUUUAGCAGUGAUAUUGCCCUUAAGGAAGUGGCCUUCAAUUACCCAACCCGGCCAGAUGUCUCAGUGCUCCAAGGACUGAAUGUUGCAGUACAAAAGGGACGGACACUGGCUCUUGUGGGAAGCAGUGGCUGUGGGAAGAGCACCGUGGUCCAGUUGCUGGAAAGAUUCUAUGACCCUUUCAGUGGAGAAGUGCUGUUGGAUAAGCAGAAUGCAAAACAGUUAAAUAUUCAGUGGCUGAGAUCUCAGAUUGGAAUAGUCUCUCAAGAACCGGUCCUUUUUGACUGCAGCAUAGCUGAGAACAUUGCCUAUGGUGAUAACAGCCGCGUGGUGUCCCAUGAUGAGAUUGUAAAUGUAGCUAAAGCAGCCAACAUACAUUCCUUCAUUGAAUCCCUACCAGAUAAAUAUAACACUUCUGUGGGUGACAAAGGGGCUCAGCUCUCUGGGGGCCAGAAACAACGCAUCGCUAUUGCUCGAGCCCUAGUUCGCUAUCCGAAAAUUCUUCUACUAGAUGAAGCAACUUCUGCACUUGAUACUGAAAGUGAAAAGGUAGUCCAAGAGGCCCUGGAUAAAGCCAGACAAGGCCGUACCUGCAUUAUAAUAGCUCAUCGGUUAUCUACAGUUCAGAAUGCUGACAGUAUAGCGGUGAUCCAAAAUGGGAAAGUCAUAGAACAAGGAACCCAUCAACAACUACUGGCUGAGAAAGGAGUCUAUCACUCACUAGUCACUGUUCAAGCAGGGACAGUUAAUACGUAAAUUAAAUGCCAAAUAUAUAUUGCUAGAAAUGAAUUUGUAACUGUCAUCUGUAAACAUAACAAGGUACUGCUUAUGCCCCCCUAUUAAGGACUUGCACUAAUAAUGGGCUAACUUCCAUUAAGGAUUCUCCAAGUGAAAAUUAUCAGUCAAAUGUGAUGCAAAACCAUGAUUUAAUGGCUGAUGUAAUUGUAUGAAUACAGAAUACUCUCCUAACUAUGGGAUAUCAG